Messenger RNA from Centropristis striata (black sea bass), 1374 nucleotides. It is a transcript of the gene dio3a, whose product is annotated as iodothyronine deiodinase 3a. The record is from RefSeq and is a predicted model, not a curated record. Gene Ontology annotation, molecular function: thyroxine 5'-deiodinase activity. The transcript has a single exon. Lineage: Eukaryota; Metazoa; Chordata; Actinopteri; Perciformes; Serranidae.
UGUGUUGCAGCUCUCUGGCUGGCAGUCAGGGAGAGGUGACAGGAGGUAAUCCAGCAUGUGAGGCCUCCCUCGGCCCGCUGGAGGCGGGAUCACCCAUUCAGACCUGAUCUGGUAUAAAAGAGGAGAAGUUGAGGAGUAACCCAGGUUCACCUCAGAGCUCCAGGACUAGAGAGAGGACCAGGACUAGAGGACUAGAGGACUAGGAGAGGAUGAAGACCAUGAAGAACGCGCUGGUGUGCCUGGUGCUGCUGCCCCGCUUCCUCAUGGCAGCUCUGCUCUUCUGGCUGCUGGACUUCUUGUGCAUCAGGAAGCGGGUCUUCUUCAGGAUGAAGGAGGAGGAAGAGGAGGAGGACGCCAUCGACCCUCCGCUCUGCAUCUCCGACUCCAACCGGCUCUUCAGCCUGGAGUCCCUGAAGGCGGUCUGGCACGGCCACAAGCUGGACUUCCUGAAGGCGGCGCGGCUGGGACGCGGAGCCCCGAACACGGAGGUGGUCCGGCUGGAGGAGCAGCGGCCGGUCCGGAUCCUGGACUUCUCCCGGGAGCGCAGACCCCUCAUCCUCAACUUCGGCAGCUGCACCUGACCCCCCUUCAUGGCGCGCCUCAAGGCUUUCCAGGGCGUCGUGCAGCACAACGCGGACAUAGCGGACUCCGUGGUGGUCUACAUCGAGGAGGCGCACCCGUCGGACGGCUGGGUGAGCACCGACGCGCCCUACCAGAUCCCCCGGCACCGGGUCCUGGAGGACCGGCUCAGCGCGGCGCAGCUGAUGCGCCUGGAGGCUCCGGGGGUCCCGGUGGUGGUGGACACCAUGGACAACUCCUCCAACGCGGCGUACGGAGCUUAUUUCGACAGACUUUACAUCCUGCAGGAGGGAAAGAUCGUGUACCAGGGGGGCCGCGGACCCGAGGGGUACCGGAUCACGGAGCUCAGAGACUGGCUGGACCACUACCGAGAGACUCUGGAGACUAGACCCAGCAGCCUGGUCCUCCAUGUCUAGAGUCUGCUGCAUAGUGUUCAGUAUUAUAACUCCAGUAGGUAGAUUCUCUCCGUCAUAAUGCUUCAGUGUAUUUAUUUUUGAUAUCAGAGUCAUUUAGACCAUGUGGGACCUCUAGACCGGGUCAGACCUGCUUUAUUCCUCCUACAGAAGUAUUUGAUGUGUCUAAAGUUGAAUGUUCCUCCUCGUGGCGCCGUUAAAGCAGCAGAUUUCUCUCUGAGCUCUUCAGGAUUGAGUGAAGUUCGGUUUUUAAAGGGAAUGAAUCCAGAGAACCGAGCUGAUGUUUUCAUGCUGGAGCUCUCAGAGUCUCUGUCUGCUGCGGCUCUUUUGUAAAUAUUGUUCCGUUUUAUGGAUAUAUUUUUCAUACAAUAAAAUGCUUUGA